AGCACCGUACCCGUAGCGUUCCCUGGGAGCUACGCAUGCGCACUAGGGCUGUAUCUGUCAGCGCAGUAAAGGAGCAGAACAUGGAUAGCGGGGAGGCUCAUGCUCAGCGGCCAGUCACGUUGGACAUCACGGUGGAAGAUGUAACCAAGGAGGCCCCGGACCCUCUGGAGCCAGCCAGCAUCCAGACCCCCUCCAGAGACCCUGCUCCCCAGGUAGACAGCAUCGACCUGGGCGGUGAGUUUGUUUCCCCCCAGGAGGACAGCAGCGCCACGCCUUCAGAGAGCCUGAUGGACAAGCUCAACGACCAGAUGAUGGAGAGCGUCAUGAUUUCUGACUCCCCUAAUAACAGUGAGGAGGACGAAGUGGCUCCCAUGGACUCCUUUCUGGAUGGAGUCGAGGAGGAGGAGGAGCAGGAGGAGGAGGAGGAUUCACCGGAGACGUCAGGCGACAAGGAGGAACAAAGUAAAAUUGGACACAAUACAACUGAGAUUACAUUUUCACUGGAGGAACAGGAGCCAAGUGGUUCUGUGGAGAAAGUAGUUGAAGGCACGAAGGAGCCGGCAGACACACAUGAGCAGGUCGCAGUCUGUGUUGCACCUCAAGGUGACGCACAGAGUCCUCCUGACCUUAACAGUGAGGACCCAGCACCUCAAGAAGACGAAGGGACAGGCCCAAAAGAGGAAGCUGUGCCGGUGUGCACCAUAUUCAGCCAGGGCAACCAGCCGAAGUCUCUUGUGCCUGAUGGCUUCCAGCCCACCCUCAUCAAGUCCCCCAGCUUCAGCAUGGGGAGUGGUGGAGGAGCUAGUGAGGCAGUGACCCCCAGCAAGCUGACUGCCCCCCUCGUGUGUCAGCCCAGCCCCAGCCUCAGUAAGUUCUUCACUGACAAUGGACAGGUCAACCCAGCCUCCGACUUCUUCGAUUCCUUUACCGUCCCCUCCAACUUCAUCUCUGUUUCAAACCCAAAUGCUGAAAUCCCUCCCGGCCCCAGCCCAGCAGCCAUAGCCCCCACCCCCGAGCGCCAGCGCUCUUCAACCUCCUCCUCAAUCUCCACCCCUGGAGGACCUCUGGACUCUGGUGCUCCCACCCCUAUCUCAGUGUUUGGCCCAGCCCCUACAGAAUCCACCGCCAAGGCCUCACCUUCUCUGCCCCAAGCAGCCCCUCCAACUCCAGCCGCCGCCCCCCCAGCCCCUCAGCCGCAGCCCUUCAACCAGCUCCAGGCCGUGUUCUCGGGCAGCGACGACCCAUUUGCGACGGCACUGAGCCUGAGUGAGGUGGACAGACGCCAUGAUGCCUGGCUGCCAUCCGAGGAGACCAGGAAGUUGUUGAUCUCUGUGGCCACUCAGCAGUACAGCCCAGCCUAUGUAGAGACCAACAGACUCUCCAUGCCUGGACUGAAGUUCGACAACCUUCAGGGUGAUGCUGUAAAAGACUUGAUGCUUCGUUUCCUGGGGGAACCGGCAGCGAUGAAGCGUCAGGUCCUCACCGCCAACUCUGUGGAGCAGUCCUUCACAGGCCUCAAACGGCUCAUCAGCAGUAAAAACUGGCGGGCCGCGGUGGAUCUGACGGGCCGGCUGCUGACAGCUCAUGGUCAGGGAUAUGGAAAGGCCGGCCAGCCAACCUCCCACACCACCGACUCACUGCAGCUCUGGUUUGUGCGGCUGGCCCUCCUCACCAAGCUGAACCUCUUCCAAAACGCUGAGCUGGAGUUCGAGCCCUUUGGCAACCUGGACCAGCCCGACCUCUUCUACGAGUACUACCCAACUGUUUACCCUGGGAGGAGAGGCUCCGUGGUGCCGUUCUCCAUGCGGCUGCUGCAUGCCGAGCUUCCCCAGUACCUGGCCAAGCCCCAGGAGGCUCUGGACCGCCUGCACAAUCUCAAAACCGUCUGCCUGGCUAUUCUGGAGAACUUGGAGAAAGGCUUGGCUGAGGAUGGCAGCAUGAUCACCUUAACACAGGAGAACAGGCAAGUGUCUCUAAAGCUGUGGAGGUCUCGCCUCAGCCGGGUCAUGUACUCCAUGGCCAACUGUCUACUGCUGAUGAAGGACUAUAUUCUGGCUGUGGAGACCUAUCACUCCAUCAUCCAGUAUGAACCCCAGCAGAGAGUGCAGCUGCUCAGCGGCAUAGGACGCAUCUUCUUGCAGAUAGGAGACGUUAAAACGGCAGAGCGGUACUUCCAGGAUGUGGAGAAGGCCUGCCAGAUGACAGGGAGCCAGCCCGGCCACACAACAUGCGUGCUGAUGAACAGGGCCUUUGUGUCCCUCAGUCAGAACAACUACACUGAAGCACACGCGUCCUUCGCCGAAGUCUUGAAAAUGGACCCGAAAAACCCCGUCGCCAACAACAACGCCGCGGUUUGCCUGCUCUACCUCGGCCGCCUGAAGGAGUCCCUGGGCCAGCUGGAGGGCCUGGUGCAGCAGGACCCCGCGCUCUACCUCCACGAGAGCGUCCUCUUCAACCUGACCACCAUGUACGAGCUGGAGUCGUCACGCAGCACCCAGAAGAAGCAGGCUCUGCUGGAGGCCGUGGCCUGCCGGGAGGGGGACAGCUUCAACGCACAAUGCCUCAAACUGGUCUGAGAGGCGAGACACGUGAACUGGGAGAGGACACACACACACACACACACACACACACACACACACACACACACACACACACACACACACACACACACACACACACACACACACACACACACACACACACUACUGCACUCUCAUAAUCUGUAGAGGAGUAGAAAGCUCACACUAGCUGGUGGAUUAAUACUCUGCAAAGGGAAUGGCCCUAGAAAAAACAAAAUAAAAUCCUCUGUGUGCGUAGAAGUCCAUGUUCAUUUUACAGAUUAAAUAGUUUGACAUUUUGGAAAAUUUGCUUUCUUGCAAUGAGUCAGUCGGGAAGAUCGAUACAACUUUUGUGUUUGUACCGUAACACAAACACACACUGGAAGUGAGUAUUCAUGAAGAAUAUUUAUAUUUAGUAAGGGGGGAUGGUUUGAUACCAGGCUUUAAUUUUCCUCCUUUCUUUGUCACUUGAAAAUGUUACGCUGAUGACAUCUGAAUCAUAGUGAUAAGGAGGUUGUUUAGCAAGCUUUAGCAGCUUUUUACCUCGCUGUAGGGAGUUUUAUUAUUUUUUAGGUCCGGAAAUAUUAUGCACUUGUUGGCUUAUUAACUUCUUGCAGUAUAAACAGAGGAGCUCACCUUGCAAUGGUCCCCAAAAAUAAAUUGUCAUUUUCAAAGGCUAACCAUCCCCCCCCCUUCUUCAAGCAUUUGUGCUAACCAGCUGCUAGCUCUAGUUUCAUAUUUAGCAUGCAGAGGUAUCGAUCUUCUCAUCCAGAUCUCUGUAAGAAGGCAAAUGAAACUUCCCAAGAACCUCAAACUGUUGCUCUAAUAAAAUGUAUUCGAGCGAUUCCGGUCCCACCACCGCAGAGGAGCCGUCAAAUGAUGCGUUGUGAGAUCAGAACACAGAUGUACAUUGCACUACAGACUGGCAGUGGUUUUAAGGGAGUAUAGGCUCAUAAUGUGGGUCUUGAUGCGGGCAUUAUCCUGAGCUUCAGUGUGCUUUAAGACUAAACUACCACAGAGGUCCAGAGCUUCUGUCAUACUGGACUAACAGUCCAAGACCACCAGAAUCCAGCUGCCAGCUUUAUGAAUUCAUGCAGUGAAAUCAGAUAAACCCUUCAGAUUGCAUUGUAUCCUGAUCACUUAACAAAAACUGUAACAUAUUAGGAAUCCAAAAUUGUACAUAUCAGAUCUGGGGUUUUUUUGUUUAUGUGAUUAUAUCAAAAAAUUAUCUUGUUAAAUCUUUUAUUGCUUUGUCCUAGUGGAUCUUUAAUUAUGGCAUAUUGUGUUGAUCAUAUUUAUGUAUAUUAAAUUUUGUUUUAUCCUAAAUAAAGCUG
Anoplopoma fimbria (sablefish) is the source of this 3892-nucleotide messenger RNA. It is a transcript of the gene trappc12, whose product is annotated as trafficking protein particle complex subunit 12. NCBI's taxonomy places the organism in Eukaryota, Metazoa, Chordata, Actinopteri, Perciformes, Anoplopomatidae. Gene Ontology annotation, cellular component: Golgi apparatus; TRAPP complex. Gene Ontology annotation, molecular function: protein binding. The record is from RefSeq and is a predicted model, not a curated record.